Cucurbitaria berberidis CBS 394.84 is the source of this 1284-nucleotide messenger RNA. RefSeq lists its product as uncharacterized. The record is from RefSeq and is a predicted model, not a curated record. Lineage: Eukaryota; Fungi; Ascomycota; Dothideomycetes; Pleosporales; Cucurbitariaceae. Gene Ontology annotation, molecular function: ubiquitin protein ligase activity. Gene Ontology annotation, biological process: ubiquitin-dependent protein catabolic process. The coding region runs from base 1 to 1284 and encodes 427 amino acids. The transcript is spliced from 2 exons.
AUGGCCGAGUCAAAUUACAGCACGCCUUUAUGGGGUUCAAUUUCGACAGGUCCCGGAGCCCAAGGUCCAGAGUUGUCUGCCCCGCUUCUCUCAGCACAUGCACUCCCAUUUCCACAAUCAUUCACACCUCUGCCAUACGAGGCUCCGUACGGCUCCAGCAGCAACCCAGCCAUGUCUCAGUUCCCCGAUGCCUCGACCGUGCCAUUCAGUAAUCAGGCCGCACAAGGACGUUCACCUUAUCCGCUCGACGGUAGCCAGCAAAUGUACUAUCCUCCUCGCAUGUAUCCGUUCCUUCCGGCACAUCCAAGACCACCUCCAGCUUUCCGAAACGGAUCGAAUUACCCGCGUGUCGACUUGGGUGGGCCUCCUGAUGCUGGCGACCUCUACUCCAGGCCUGAACAUCCCUUGCUCCGCGGGCCUCAGCCUUUCUUUCCUUCAUAUCCUACUGGCUACGAAGCGCCCUUGUCGCCCCCAACAGGUCAGACUCCAUUUCCUCGACGGCAGCAUUACUCGACAAUGGGACCAGGUCCACCUCCACAUUACUUUGGCCAGGAACCCGUACGAGGGCCCAACGGUGGGCCCCCAGAUCUGCCUCGCCAUGUCCAGUCGCCUAACCGGAGAGCACCACAACAAGAGCCAUACCAGCCCAAUAGUCGACCAUACAAUACGACAGAACGGCGCUCGUCAUUGUUCCUUACCGCGCAGGGCCGCCGCUCAGAUCGAAGCAUCUCUCCAAGAACAUCGAACCGCCGCAGUUUCGACAGAUAUUCUUUUGACAUGCCACAAUCGAGCACGUCGUCUGAUGCCGAGGAAGCCGCUGCUCGUGCGCCACCAUCAAACCGUAUGAGGCAUCGGCCGAGAGAGGUGCGGCCACGAUUCAUGGGCCACCACCAACAUUUUGAUCCUAACAUUGCCACUCCCCGACAGAUCCAGGACUUGAAGGACAAGCUUCCCCGCCGCCUGCCGGGCAACCUUCCAGAAGAGACAUCCAAAUCCUGUGACAUUUGCCAGAAGGACUAUUCGAGGACACAAGUGCAGCUGUCCGAGGAAGAAGAAGUGGCUGUAGAGCUGCCUUGUGGCCAUGUUUUUGGGGAGUUCUGCAUCUUUCAAUGGUUUGACACUUGCAAAACGCACAAGAAUAAGGUCACCUGUCCGAUGUGCCGGAAGCUGCUAAUUGAGCCGUCGCGAUACCAUCCAGCGUUGCUCAAUGCCAUCUCGCGUGGUGGGCAGGCGUUCCAGGAGCUGCUUGCCAACGAACUUCGAGGCGACUUUUCUCACAUGUAG